AUGGCUAUGUAUGAUAUUGCCUUUUCUUCAAACCACAGCCAAAUUAAUGGAAUCGAAGAAGAAGAAGUAGUUGUAGUGAUGAUACCUUUUUUAUUACAAGGUCAUCUCAAUCAACUCCUCAAUAUCUCUCGAGUAAUUUCUUCCUACAAUUUACCAAUCUAUUAUCUUUCCUACGCUGACAAAAUUAAGCAAGUUAAAAAUCGUGUUUAUGGUUGGGACCCUCUAACCACUUGCAACAUCUAUUUCCAUGAAUUCCCAAAUCCACCAUCUGGUGAACAAUAUUCUUCAAAUAAAUCUUUGUCCGAAAGGGAGUCACAAAAAUUCAUACUACCCCUCCUUGAAGAAACCCUUAUGUUGCGCGAGCCUGUGGGGGCAUUCUUACAAGAGGUUUCCAAAAAAACACGCAAGGUAGUAGUCAUUUAUGACUCUAUGAUGGCUAGUGUUGUUGAAGACGUUGCUUCUAUACCAAAUGCAGAGGCCUAUUGUUUCAACUCCUCGUCUGCUUUUAUGAUAAGUUCCAUGUAUGUGGAAGAGGAACUAAUACGACUCCAUCUCCCCUUGUUUAUUGGCAAAUUUGCCGCGAGAGUUCUACUCCCAAGUGGAUUUGAAUUUCCCAAUAAUCUUCCGUCCUAUCAAAGUAGUUUCAUACCCGAGUUUAUGGACUUUAGUAUAAGGCAAGACUUGUAUAAAAAAUUCUGCUCUGGAAACCUUUACUACACAUGCAAGGCGAUUGAGGGGCCUUAUAUCGAUGUUCUUGCAAGGUUCAAUAGGUUACUAAGAAGAAGCCCUAAGCAAUGGGCUAUAGGUCCAUUACUUUCAAUCGCGACCAUAAAUGAUGAUCAAAACAACAUUAAUCGUCAUGGGUGUUUGAAAUGGCUAGACAAACAAGAACCAAACUCUGUAAUAUUAGUGUCAUUUGGAACAACAACUUCCUUAUCCACAGAGCAAAUCAAAGAGCUCGCUAUAGGGUUGGAAAAGAGUCAACACAAGUUCAUUUGGAUAGUGAGUGAUGUGUUGUUAAAAGAAGGCGAACAAGUUCAAAUUCCCAAAGGUUAUGAAGAGAGAGUACAAGGAAGAGGGCUCGUGGUGAAGGACUGGGCACCCCAAUUGGAAAUCUUAGGGCACUCAGCAACAGGAGGUUUCUUGAGUCACUGCGGGUGGAAUUCUGUACAAGAGUCUGUUACUAUGGGAGUUCCAUUAGCCACAUGGCCUAUGAUUUUUGACCAUCCAAGGAUUGCAGUGCUUGUCACAAAGGUCCUCAAAAUUGGCAUCACAGUGAAGGAUUGGGAACGACGUGAUGAGUUAAUUACAUCCAUAACUAUUGAGAUCGCGCUAAGAAAAUUGAUGGCUUCCCCAGAAGGAAAUGAGGUGAGGAAGAAUAUGGUUGAAUUAAGUAAAAAAGUGAGACAAUCCAUCACUCUUGGUGGGGAUUCUAAGAGAGAGAUGGAUUCUUUCAUUGCUUACAUUACUAGAUCAAGUUCAAUUUGUAGGUGUGCUUGUUUCUGA
This is a messenger RNA of Solanum tuberosum (potato), 1506 nucleotides long. RefSeq names its product zeatin O-xylosyltransferase-like. Gene Ontology annotation, molecular function: UDP-glycosyltransferase activity. The transcript has a single exon. NCBI's taxonomy places the organism in Eukaryota, Viridiplantae, Streptophyta, Magnoliopsida, Solanales, Solanaceae. Bases 1 to 1506 code for a protein of 501 amino acids. The record is from RefSeq and is a predicted model, not a curated record.